CUCGGAGCGUCUUUAUCUUGCGUUCCGUCCGCAUCUCACUCACCGGUCCAGCCGCCAUCCUCUUCUCCGCGCAGAUUCGGGCGAGCCGGGCCAUGCAGCCGGCCGUGCUUCUCGGCCUCCUGGGUGCGGCGGUGGUGGCCGUUGUCAGUUCUAUGCCAGCGGAUAACAGGAACCGCAAUGAAGAAAUGGUGACUCGCUGCAUCAUUGAGGUCCUCUCAAAUGCCCUGUCGAAGUCCAACACUCCACCCAUCACCCCUGAGUGCCGAGAAGUUCUGAAGAAGAAUGGAAAAGAGGUCAAAGAUGAAGAGAAAAGUGAAAAUGAAAACACAAGGUUUGAAGUAAGAUUGUUAAGAGACCCAGUUGAUGUCUCAGAAGCCCACAAGCCCUCUGGUAGGGAGGAAGCAGGAGCCCCAGAGGAAGAGGACCCCCAAGGCCAGACAAUGGCAGACACAGAGGGAGGUGGGCACAGCCGAGAGGGAGUAGGCGAGCUCCAAGGGAGCCUCUAUCCCUCUGACAACCAAGUCUCCAAAGAAGCAAAGACACGCCAUUCUGAGAAGAGUGAAGGAGAGGACAGGGAGGAAGAAGAGAGAGAGAAAUACCAGAAAAGGGAGAAUGGGGAAGAUGGCAGUAAAGAGCAACACCUUGAAGAGCCAGGAGAGAUACAAAAUGCCUUUCUCAACCAAAGAAACCAGGCUACAGCUAAGAAAAAAGAGGAGUUAGUGUCCAGAUACGAUACACACUCUGUUGAGGGCCUUGAGGAGAAGACACACAGCCGGGAGAGGAGUAGCCAGGAGAGUGGAGAGGAGACAAGGAACCAGGAGAAACGCCCCCGAGAGUCUAAAAGCCAACCCAGGAGCCAGGAAGAAUCUGAGGAAAGUGAAGAAGAUGCCAGCCCUGAGGUAGACAAACGACGCUUGAGGCCAAGACACCACCACGGGAGGACCAGGCCUGACAGGUCCUCUCAAGAAAGGAAUCCUCCCUCUGAGGAAAGGGGACACCCCCGUGAGGAAUCUGAGGAGUCAAACAUGGACAUAGCCAGCUUAGGGGAAAAGAGGGACCACCAUUUGACCCAGUACAAGGCUUCAGAGGAAGAACCCGAAUAUGGGGAAGAAGUGAGGAGUUACCCGGCUGUCCAGGCUCCCGCGGACCUGGAGGGGGGACAACACGGGGGCAGAGGAAGUGAGGAGUACAGGGCUCCAAGGCCUCCCAGUGAGGAGAACCAGGAGGAGGAGGACAAGAGAAAUCGCCCCAGCUCAGAGGUUGGCAACAUGGCACACGGGUAUAGUGAAGAAAGUGAGGAAGAGAGGGGCCCUGAGGGGGGACGCCACCACAGAGCCAGGGGAGGGCAACCAGCCUAUUCCACUCCAGACACAAAAGAGAAACGGUUCUUGGGUGAAGGACACCACCGUGUUCAAGAAAGCCAGAUGGACAAGGCAAGGAGGCAUCCACAAGGCGAGUUGAGAAAUUACCUCAACUAUGGUGAGGAAAAGGGUGAGGAAGGAGCCCAGGGGAAGUGGCAGCAGCAGGACCUGCAAGACACUAAAGAGAACAGGGAGGAAGCUAGGCUUCAAGGCAAACAGUAUGCUCCCCAUCACACCACUGAGAAGAGGAAGAGAUUAGGGGUGCUGCUCAAUCCAUACUACGCCCCGCGCCAGUGGGAGAGCAGCCGUUUUGAGAGAAAAGCCAACGUGGAUGACAAUUUUCUUGAGGGUGAAGAGGAAAAUGGGCUGACCUUGAAUGAGAAGAAUUUCUUCCCAGAGUACAACUAUGACUGGUGGGAGAAAAAGCCCUUCGAGGAGGAUGUGAAUUGGGAAUAUGAGAAGAGAAACCUCGCCCCCAAACUGGAUCUGAAAAGGCAGUACGACCGAGUGGCUGAACUGGACCAGCUCCUCCACUACAGGAAGAAAUCAGCCGAAUUUCCAGACUUCUAUGACUCCGAGGAGCAGAUGGCCCCACGCCACACCGCGGAAAAUGAAAAAGACAGGGCUGGCCAGGGAGUUCUGACGGAGGAGGAGGAAAAAGAACUUGAAAACUUGGCUGCAAUGGAUUUGGAACUACAGAAAAUAGCUGAGAAGUUCAGUGGUAACCGAAGGGGCUGAAGGUCGUUGGAGCAAAGGGCAGUUUUAAGAAGCAGCCCUCACAUUACCUAUUUUCCACCACUUCACUGAAAGACACUGUUUAUUUACACAAAGGCAGAAAGUAGAAUGUACUAUUCAUUAAAUGUUUGACACAACUGAAAAUGUCUUUAAUUUUUGCCAGAAUGCUAUUGAGAAUAUGAAUAGCAUGACUUGUAGCAUACUCUUUCUCGCAAAAUAGACAUAUUAACAUGCUUGUGACAAUGACUGUGCUACCGUCCUUGAAAAAAUAUGUUUGUCUUGGUUUGAAACAAUAAAAGAUUCACCUGAGG
Molecule: messenger RNA, 2407 nt
Organism: Diceros bicornis minor
Lineage: Eukaryota; Metazoa; Chordata; Mammalia; Perissodactyla; Rhinocerotidae
Gene: CHGB
Product: chromogranin B
Exons: 5
Coding region: 93-2099 (668 amino acids)
Cellular component (GO): secretory granule
Source: RefSeq, a predicted model, not a curated record